Rotaria sp. Silwood1 is the source of this 507-nucleotide messenger RNA. The record is from the annotation of a GenBank genome assembly. Lineage: Eukaryota; Metazoa; Rotifera; Eurotatoria; Philodinida; Philodinidae.
AUGACUUCUUCAACAACUACAGCACGAACUGCUCGUAAAGGUGGUGAAAGAAAAUCAAAAUCAGUUCGUGCAGGUGUACUCUUUUCGGUACCACGUUUUCAUCGUUAUAUAAAAAAAUCAACACCAAAAAGUCGUGUAACUAUGGCUGCUGCAGUUUAUACAGCUGCUGUAAUCGAAUAUUUAACGGCUGAAGUUCUUGAAUUGUCUGGUAAUGCAGCUAAAGACCAUAAAAAACAACGUAUUAAUGCACGACAUAUAUUUUUGGCUGUUAGCAUCGAUGAAGAACUGAAGAAACUACUUCAUGGUGGUGUAUUACCUCAUAUUAAUGCAUUCUUACUCAAAAGUAAAUCAGGCAGUAGUGAUCAAAGUCAACCUGCACAAAAUACACAAGCAUCUCGUUCAAAUACUACAACAGUAGCUCGAGUACCUUCAGCACUUGCAACAAAAACUUCAUCAACAGGUGCUGGUAGCAGCAAAGUAAGUUCAAAAGAAGCAAGUUCAUCCUAA